Messenger RNA from Anneissia japonica, 594 nucleotides. RefSeq names its product very low-density lipoprotein receptor-like. NCBI's taxonomy places the organism in Eukaryota, Metazoa, Echinodermata, Crinoidea, Comatulida, Comatulidae. Gene Ontology annotation, molecular function: protein binding. The transcript is spliced from 3 exons. Bases 84 to 527 code for a protein of 147 amino acids. Gene Ontology annotation, cellular component: plasma membrane. The record is from RefSeq and is a predicted model, not a curated record.
GUACGAUGGUCUAACAUAAAAAAUAAAGCGAUAGAAUCGUAAUUGUUUGUCAAGCACACGUAUUUAAUACCUCUGCUCUAAAGAUGCUGUUUGCUGUCGUGCUAAUUGUAAUUUGUGCUAGCCAUCUGGCUGCUGGAGGAGUGUCAUCAAGCUGCCCUGACAAUUAUUUCGAAUGCGCUGGAGGACCAGUGUCGUGUGUGCCGGACAUAUGGGUGUGUGAUGGUGACGAGGACUGUUGGGACGGUGGCAGUGAUGAAGUAAAUUGUAACACGAAUCCGGGCCCUAGUCAACCAAGCGGAUGUGAUUCAAAGUUAUUUACAUGCGACACCGGAGAAUGCAUCAACAAAGAUUACGUCUGUGAUGGUGAGAAAGAUUGUCUGGAUAAUUCUGAUGAGGGCGCAGUCCUCUGCAAGAAUUGCUACGAGGACCAACAUCAGUGUGAUGUCGACGUCUGUAUUCCACGAUCCUGGGUUUGCGACGGCGAAGCUGAUUGCACAGAUGGAACGGAUGAGCGAAGAUGUUGGUGAACAUCUUGGUGAAUCGAUCACUCAUUGAAAACAAACAAUAUUGAAUAAAAAGACAGACAGUCCAAUA